GUGGGUGUGUGCGUGAGUGAGAUAGAAAGAGUGCCUGUUAUGUUAUGGCUGCCCCUGCACUUUAUUCUAUUCAAAUUCGAUGCUUUGCUGUUACUUAUAUUUUGCUACUGAGAACGAGGCUGUGUUUCAAGAAAAAGGGGGAAAGGAAAAAAAAAAAUUAAAGAAAAAGGAAAAGGCCCCCUUGAGAGUUGAGACUCUCUCUCUCUUCCCCUCCCUCUCUCUCUCUCAUAAUUGCAUUGUCUUGUUCUUAAGUUGGUCUUGUCUCAUUUUUGUAUUGCUCAUUCGCAUUUGGGGUUCUGAAGUCGGGCUUCUACUCUCUCCUCUCUCUGCUGUAGUCGCAUUCAGUGUGUGUUGUGUGUGUACACUAGUUGUGUGAGCAUUACAGAGGUAAUUCACGAAAAAAAGAUUGAAUUUUGAUGUGAGAUUCAUGGUGAGAUGCCCAGGAACUAGAAUGCUGGAAAACUGAAGAUUUUAUGAAACCUGAGGAAGCCCAUUUCAGUUUUUUCACUUUUUGCAUGAGAGUUGGUUCUGGAAACAAUUGAAGGCAGAGAACAGUAGUGAACUUUAAAGGGCUUGUAUUAUUGGAGUAUCUCCUUUCCACGAUUUCUUCUUGAGUUGAUUUGAGCAAAGAUCAAAUUUCUUUUGGACAAGGGGGGUGGGAGGCGAAGGGUAUACAGAUUACCAUAUGAAGAAGUAGUGAGGAUUCUGGAACAAUGAAAGAUGAAAAUUCCAAGAAAAGCAAGCUCUCCUGGUCCAAGAAAUUGAUUAGAAGAUGGUUCAAUAUCAAGUGCAAAAGUGAUGAAUUUCAAGCUGAUGAAGCUGUUUACGGAGGUGGUGAUGUGGAAUGGAGGAACAGCUUUCCUGAGAGGGAACCAUCCACAGUCAAGAAGAGUAAAACUGAAAAAUCAACCAAGAACAUAGAGAGAUCCUUUUCCCGUUCACGCUCCCGUUCGAGGAGGGGGAGAGGUUAUCUUGACCACCCUCAGAUUAUAAAUGUGCAGAACUACAGUGUUUUUGUAUCAACAUGGAAUGUGGGAGGAAAAUCACCACCAAGCAAUAUGAAUUUAGAUGAUUGGCUACAUUCUGCUCCUCCUGCUGACAUAUAUGUGCUCGGGUUUCAAGAAAUAGUUCCUUUGAAUGCUGGUAAUAUUCUGGGAGCUGAGGACAAUGGUCCUGCCAAGAAGUGGCUUGCUCUGAUAAAGAGAACGUUAAACAAUGCUCCUGGCACUAGUGGGGGCAGUGGCCGAUAUACACCAUCACCUGUUCCUGAUCCCAUUGCUGAGUGGAAUGCUGAUUUUGAGGGAUCAACCAGGCACAAAGCCUCGACCUUCUUACCUCGUCGAUCGUUCCAGACGCCACAAUGCUGGAGAAUGGAGAAUGACAUUUCAGCCCAACAACCUCGCCUUGAGAGGAGAUUCAGCGUAUGUGACCGGGUAAUUUUUGGUCAUAGGCCUAGUGAUUUUGACCCAAAUAUGCGAUGGGGUUACAGGCCAAGUGACUGUUCCUCCAGUCAGAGGCCAAGUGAUUAUUCUUCUGGUCGCCGUCCAAGUGACUACUCUUCUGGUCCCCGGGCAAGCGACUAUUCCUCUAGUCGGCGGCCAAGUGACUACUCUUGGGGUCAGAGAGCAAGCGAUUUUUCACGAUUAGGUUCGGAUGAAGAUUAUCUCCCUGGUGAUUCACCCAGUACAGUUUUAUAUUCUCCAAUGUCCUACAGUGCAUAUGCACCGGCAGAAGAUGCAUGUGCUAUGCCUGGACGCUCGAGAUACUCUUUAGUUGCUAGUAAGCAAAUGGUUGGCAUCUUUCUCACUGUUUGGGUCCGAAGUGAGUUGACGGAACAUGUUAGGAACAUAAAGGUUUCCUGUGUUGGCAGAGGAUUGAUGGGCUACCUUGGUAAUAAGGGAUCCAUUUCAAUAAGCAUGUUAUUGCAUCAGACCAGCCUUUGCUUUGUGUGCAGUCACCUGACAUCUGGUCAGAAAGAAGGUGAUGAACUACGCAGAAAUGCUGAUUUCAUGGAGAUCCUAAGGAAAACUAGAUUCCCACGAGUUAAUGGCAUCCAUGACGAGAAAUCCCCUGAGACAAUCCUUCAACAUGAUCGAAUUAUCUGGCUUGGCGAUCUGAACUAUCGAAUAGCGCUGCCAUACCGGUCUGCCAAAGCACUUAUUGAAAUGCAAAACUGGAGAGCUCUACUAGAGAAGGACCAACUGAGGAUAGAGCAGAGACGAGGUCGAGUUUUUGAUGGGUGGAAAGAAGGGAAGAUAUAUUUCCCACCUACAUAUAAAUAUUCACAUAAUUCAGACAGAUAUGCUGGUGAUGAUAUGCACCCAAAAGAGAAACGAAGAACACCUGCAUGGUGUGACCGAAUUUUAUGGUAUGGAAGUGGCCUCCAGCAAUUAUCAUAUGUCCGCGGCGAAUCACGGUUUUCAGAUCAUAGACCAGUUUCCAGUGUGUUUUGGGCGGAAAUAGAGUCAGUCCCCAACCGUUUGAGAAAAAGCAUGAGUUGCUCAAGCUCAAGAAUUGAAGUAGAAGAGCUGUUGCCUUACUCGCAUGCCUAUACAGAACUCUGCUUUUUCUAAGGAAUGUAACACCGACGAUUCUGAUAUGGGCGAUAAUCUCUUUCAAGAAACUCAAUCUGAAGAACGAUGGGGACGUCUCUUUGCCCAUUACCCGAGAAAGAUGUAGAUACUUACAAUUUCAACCUGCUAACUUCACACAACGUGGCUUGAUUACCUCUGACCCCUAUUUCCUCCUAACUGAUUGCAUUUUGUUUUGGAGUCUAAUUCAACUUCAAGAUUGGCAAAUUCCUACAAUGAGGAUGAAAUUAAAGCCACAGAAGUGGGAACACAAGGCUCCUGUUUGUUUUCCUUUUCAAAUUUCAACCCUGAAGAUUCUUUAUUUGUUAGGACAGAGAUUCUUGACAAGAAGAGAAUUAGAGAUAUGGUGAAAAUAAUGAUACCCCUUUUCUUACCUUUCUGUUUUAAAUGAAGAGAAGUGAGAAUGUGAUGUAACACUCAUUGCUAACGUGAUAGGAGAAAUAUAGUACUGAAUGUUGCUGUAAGAGGCCCUCCCACUUUGUUUGUAGCCCAAUGAUUUUGCUGAAAAGUUGUUUUCUUGGUUGCCUCACCA
Messenger RNA from Sesamum indicum (sesame), 3123 nucleotides. RefSeq names its product type IV inositol polyphosphate 5-phosphatase 7. Lineage: Eukaryota; Viridiplantae; Streptophyta; Magnoliopsida; Lamiales; Pedaliaceae. Gene Ontology annotation, molecular function: inositol-polyphosphate 5-phosphatase activity; phosphatidylinositol-3,4,5-trisphosphate 5-phosphatase activity; phosphatidylinositol-4,5-bisphosphate 5-phosphatase activity. Gene Ontology annotation, biological process: phosphatidylinositol dephosphorylation. The record is from RefSeq and is a predicted model, not a curated record.